Messenger RNA from Anopheles gambiae (African malaria mosquito), 5645 nucleotides. RefSeq lists its product as uncharacterized. The transcript is spliced from 4 exons. The record is from RefSeq and is a predicted model, not a curated record. NCBI's taxonomy places the organism in Eukaryota, Metazoa, Arthropoda, Insecta, Diptera, Culicidae. The coding region runs from base 428 to 5278 and encodes 1616 amino acids.
GUCAAACGUGAGAGCCGCACGCCAUCUUGACAGCCGCCUUCUGCGGUCACGCAUCUCUGUCGCUCCCGUAAACAAAGCACACAGCAGGGUUGUUUUUUUCUCUUUUCCGCCUUCUGGAAUGGUUUGUAAUAAAAUUCGGCGUAGUAUUUGUGACAGCGUCAGAGCAGAUCGAAGCGCUCAGUUUUUUCUCGAUAAAAUGUCUUUCCGUACAUGACGCUCCCCGAGCGAGCACCAUCUUGGGAAGUGCAGUAAGUGAAAAAAAAACGCGCCUGGCAAAAGUUGCUUGCACCUGUGUGUUAGCUUUGAAAACAGUGGGCAACGCGUUAAACCUGAAGCUAAUUGUCGUUGGCGCCACGAGUGUGUACCGGAUCCGCGUCCGUGCCAGAGGAAAUUGCACGAAAAGUUCGAAAUUUUUGACACCGCCAAAAUGCCAGCCGAAUUUUACGACGAGGACGGAUUCCGGCUAUCGUUUGAGAAUGAUACCAGCCCGGACGAGCGGCAGUACUUUAUGCGCGCCUUCCCGAACGUGAGCAAGAUCGCGGAGCGCAGAAUACACUGCACCACCUGCAAUGCGCACAUCGGGACGGCCCCGGUGUCGGAGGCGGUCAUCCGGAUGCAUCCGGUGCUGCGCGUCACGCACUGCCGGAACUGCCACGCGUUCUACAACAGCGGCGACUUCGACAAGGGCGAGGACGGCAGCGAGCUGUACUGCCGCUGGUGCGGCCAGGGCGGCGAGGUGUUCUGCUGCUCCAAAUGUCCGUACGUGUUCUGCAAGAGCUGCAUCGUGCGCAAUCUGUCGCGGGCCUGCGUGCAGGACAUUGUGCGCAACGAAAACUGGCACUGCUUCGGUUGCGCACCGCGCAUCAUGUGGCACCUGCGGGCGCAGCACUGGGCGCUGGAAAACUUUAUCGAGAAGCAGAAAAAGGAAAUAAAGAAUCAGGAUCUAUCGCCUAACGUGAUUAGCGCGCUGAUGAAGAAGGACCGCACCACGUGCUGCCCGGGCAAGGGCCAAAAUCGCAAAUCGGUCAAUGCGACAGCGACAGCGCCAAUGAUUACAUCGCCGGUAAGCGCGACGAAGAAAACGGCCGCCAAGCGCACGUACGGUGAGGUGAGCGGCAAGCGGGAAGGCUCCAUGGAGGGCGGCCCUCGACUCGAACCGGUUGUGAGCAUUCCUCCCCUAGCACAUUCCAUCCUCGGCCAGCUGGACGUGGAUCCUGGCAUUGCCUUACCCGGCAAUGCCCAAGGGGACGCUGCUAUCGCAUCCUCCUCCGGCUCGGUCGGCUCCUCCGUCACAACGUCGUCCUCGAGCGGAAAGGCAGCGGGCUCGAAGAAACCGCGGAAAUCCUCCACCCCAAACAGCGACAGUGGACAGGCGGCACGGCCCCCGCAGGCGAAAAAGAAGCGCAUGGCGGGCAAUAAUGAGGUGGUCUGCACGCCGGAUAUUAUGAGCAUGCUGUCGGACGAUGGGCCCACCGUUGGCCAGCCGCAGACAACGCCCUCCCGUCCGCCGAUCGUUACCGUCGGCGGCAAACCGCUCGUGCCGAUCGCACCGAAGCCGGCCCCAUACGUUGAUCCGGCCACUGGCUCUCCGAUGCUGAUGCCCGGCAACGGUGCGCUCCCGAGCCCGAUGUCGAAGGUGAACGUGCCAAAGCAGAAGGCGAUACUGCACCACUCGAUACCGCGCAAUCUGGCGGUGAGCGUACCGGGCAGCCGGAUUUCGAUGGCCCCGCUAGACCACCCGGAGCAGGUGGGACCGCAAACGGUGCGCGUGUCGUCGACGGCACCGCGCCAGUCGACGGGCGGCAGCGCACCGAUGUACCACACGUUCGAGGGCUACCAGAUCGAUCUGCAGGCGGCCUCCCAGCAGAGCACCUACCGGCUGCCGAACGGGAAGCUUAUACUGGUGCGCAAGCAGACGGCCGACGGGAGUGCACAGAACGCUGCCGAGACGGUAAUAUCGCCGGUACAGCCGCCCAAGGUUGCGCCGGGCAUGUCGGGCCCCAUUCCGGGCAAUCGCUUGCUGAACAACAACGUAACGUCGGUGCCACCCGGUGCUGCCGGUGGGCCGAUGGUUGUCCGCAACGGCCAGGAGAUGCGUCGCGUGCCGGCAACGCACGUGCAAAGGCAGCAGGCAAUGCAGCACCAGCAGCGUGUCCAAAUGCAGAUGGCGCAGAUGGCCCAGCAGAACGACCAGUACCAGCAGCAGUUCCAGCGCAUGCAACAGCGUAUGGAUCAGCGCACCACUGGCCAGCGCGCGAUGGCGCAACGAAUGCAGCAACAACAGCAGCAACAGCAGCAGCAGCAGCAGCAACAACAGCAGCUGCACCAGCAGCUCCCACAACCGGGCAUGUACGUAGGACCGGCAGCGCCCGGUGCCGGCGGCAUCGUUUAUCCCGCGGCCGGUGGUGCCGCACCGGCCGUCGUACCGGUCCCAGUACAGCAAGCCCCUCCCAGUCCGGCCGGCAACGCCCAGCAGCCGGCAAUACUGGCGCUGCUCCGCGGGCUCGUCAACGGACCGCACGAGGAGACGCCGCUCGGCAGUGCGCGCAAAGACUUCGAGGCGAAGAUGCUGGCCGGGGCCGAAAUCUGCCACCACAUCCUCGGCAAGAUCUACUCGCUGACCAACUCGAACUCGUUCAAGAACAUACGCAACCUGCGCGACCUGAAGGAGCUGUUCAUCCAUCUGUCCUACCUGAUGACGUACGGGAUCGGGCGGUUCAAGACGCUGCACGAGCGGUGCGUGGACGACGUGAAGAAGAUGGGCUUCACCAAGGAGUCCGACUUCGUGAUGAUGGGCGAGCGGGUGAACAACCGCAACCCGGAGGACGACAACAGCGAGGACGACGACGACUGCGAGAUCAUCGAGCAGAACACGACGGUGAUCGAGGUCGACUCGGACGAUGAGGCGGCAUCCACGGCCGGCAAGGAGAAGGCGGCCACCGAGGGCGCCGCCGGUGGAUCAUCGGCGAAAAAAGCUCCCAAAACGGUAGCGCAACCGGCGGCCCCGAAGGAUGGUCCGGCCAACACGCUAACGGUGGGUGAGAUUGUGGUUACGUGGAAGGUGACUGGCGUAAGCGAUACACCCGGACAGACACAGACACCGGCGCAAAAUGACAAGGAAGGACCGCGUGCUGCCAAUACUGAUAAUGUUGCUGUUGCUGGGGAAAUUGUUGUUGCACCGAAAAAGACAACACCGGCUGCUGCUGCUGCUACUCCGGCCGGCGAAGGAUCUAAUGAGAACGCGAGCCACGACACGAGCGACAAGGACAGUAACAAUACCGUUGAGGUUACGAUCGAAGCGUUGAAUUCAUCUGGCACCGGGAAUCUGUCGUCUUCCACCGAAACGAUGGAAAUGAUGGAAACGGAGGCAAACAAUUCGGUGACCGAUUCGGAAGGUCCGGUCGUUAGCGCGCUGCCCAACAAACUCACAGCAACACAAACGCCGGAAGUUGCAUCACCUGGAAAUGAAGACAUCGAUUUAGGCGCAGCGGACAAAGAUGAGGUGGAAAUGAUCGAAAUCUCCGACAAGGAAGUGUCGGAACUGCUAGACAUCCAUGCCAGUAGCAACGCAGCGACCGAGAAAGACGCCCAGUCGGAGCAAAAGGACGAAUCCAUCGAGAUAACAGAUUCCGAUGACGCAGGCCAAAACGGCAGUUCCACUGAAAAGUCUGAGGCAGGCAAGGAAGCGGCAGAAAACGCAACAACCGUAUCUGCUGAUGAUACAGUUGAAACACUGUCGGAUGAUAAAUCUGCUGACGCUGAGCUGGACGCAUCCGACCAAAAAGCCGAUGAUGCAACGACGUGUACAGAUAAGGCAUCGCUGCCGGAUGAUAUGGAACAGUCGUCCAAGGAAAGCAGCAGUGAAGUUUUGGACCUGAUGGAUGCAGCCGAUGAUAGUUACCACAGCGACAGCUCCGACAUACAGUUCGGUGCAGAGUGCGACGCUCCAGAUUCGGCUGCAACACAUAAAGAUGGCAAUGCUGGGGAGUCUUCAUCCGUAAAGAAUUCCGAACCGAAGACGGGCGAAAGCGACAAAAAUAAGCCCAGUUUGCCAUCGGAGACAAAGAAGGGUGAAACUGUAGGAAGCACAAAUGAAGCAGAGAUUUCGAAGCAACAGGAAAAACAAGCAGUUGAGCCAAGCGCUGUAAUCGAUCUGGACGCUAGCAGUACCGAAAGUGAUGGUAACAAAAGCGCCACGGAGGAAGACGCAGAUGCAUCUAAGAAGAGUGACGAUGCGUCUACGAAGGAAGAUGAUACAGCUACCAAAAACGAAUCGGUGACCACGAAACAACAGGAAAAAUCGGAAGCUACUGCUGAGCCUAGCGCUAUCAUCGAUCUGGAUGCGAGCAGUACCGAGAGUUCCGACAACAAGAGUGCCACCGAGGAAGACGUGGAUGCAUCGAACAAGGAUAGCGAGCCCACUGUUCAAGAAGAGAUUUCAGAGAUUUGCACAAAUGAGUCAAUCGACGAAUCGUUGAUGACAGACCCUGCCGAACCCGAAACAGCAGGAGUAGAAGUAAGUGAUAACAAGGAAGAAAGCACAGACAACCCUAAGGUUCAGGAAGUUGCCGAAGAGAUUGAGGAAGUUGUUGGGGAAAACGUAGACACAACGUCUGACGGGUCUAGUGAGCUCCAAAGUCAAGAGAAGGAGACACCGGACGAUUCAGCUGAAGUCGUAGGGUGUGAACCUGCCGAGAAAAUAGUCUCCGGUGAGGAUGAUGUCGUAUCAGCGAAAACCUCUUCCGAACCUGUAAAUAGUAAUUCUGAACCAAUGGACACGGAAGACGGGCAGCUUUCAUGCAACGAUGCCGAAGUGAUGGACGUUACUGAGGAACAAGAACGGCCGUCUAGUUCGCAUGGACAAGAAUCGACUGAGAUGGAUGCGUCGGAGGGAAUGGAGCAGGAAGCUAAAGAUCUCCCAAACACUGAGCAGCUGCAACUUGCGGAGGAGGAGGUGGUAGAUUCCUCUUUAAUAUCAGCUGACAGCAGCAGCAUAACAAACGACAACAAACCAACAGCUACGGAUAGUGGCAGCGAAAAGGAAGGACAAUUACCACCACCAUCACAGUCCACUGCUGAGCUCUCGUCUGAGUCGUCAACCGCUACACCGGUAGUGAACAGUAUUGUGUCGAAGAAGGUUGAAGCCGCCGCGGAUAAUUCUUCCAACGAAAGGGAAGAAAGCGAAGCGGAUGAACUGUUCACCACGCCUCCCGAAUUGGCCGAACAGGCCCCAUCCUCGAUGGAAGUUGAUUCCAGUAAUUUGAACUCAGAGCCAUAAAUAUUAAGGUUUGCUGUAAUGUAACAAUGUACCAUUAUCUCUCUCUCUCUCCCUUUCCAUUUCUCUGAACUUUGAGUAGCAAGAUUUAAGAAUCUGUGACGCCUUCGUGCUCCGAUAAAUUCGUUUAGAGCUAAACUUGUACAAUAAUAAUCCCUAAGUAUAUCGCAUUUGACAACAUUGUCUUGAAUUUUAACGCUAGGUAGCAUCUAGUACCUACUAACCCCCCUCUGCGAUCGAUGUGUACGUCUCUAAGCUGAGCUUAGUUAUGUAAGAUGUGUAGGAUUACCGAUUCUGAAGUAAACCGCGCAGAAGAGCUGAACUGCAUGUAAUAACUGGGAAAAAAAUAAAGCUGAAACUCGAACUCGUU